Seminavis robusta is the source of this 3071-nucleotide messenger RNA. The record is from the annotation of a GenBank genome assembly. Lineage: Eukaryota; Bacillariophyta; Bacillariophyceae; Naviculales; Naviculaceae.
GGUUAGGUAGCUCUGGUAGUCCUGCCACGGAACAAGCCGUUCCACAAAAUUUUGCAGAGCAGCACCCAACAGAGCCAUUUCACUGAGUAGCCCCGUCCUUGUGAGAGUCUCACACAACUCAUCAACUGACCAAGAGCUGGCUCGGUCUGUAGUUUACAAAGACGAAGACGACAAGGACAGGGCUGGAUAGCCGGUCUCUUCGUCAUACUCGCCACAUUAUCAUCGAAAACUGAGUACGGUAGUUCAAUUGUAGUGGCUGCAACAGCAACGGGGAAUUGGUGAUCUUCAUUCUGCACAGAGAAUACCUUUUGUAGUUGUCGAGGAGGCGUGACGUAGACAAGGUUAAUCACUGUUGGUGAUUUGGUUUGGUAGCAGGUACUAGCCAGAUAGUGAGAGCAGAAUAGUUUGGGAAACGAACAGCAGCAGAAGAACAAAACCAGGACACGAGUGCAUACUUCAACAAGACAAUGGCAGCAGUAGCUACCGACACGACAGCCUCAUUGCGAGCAGAACAGGUGAAGGCUGAAGCCGAGGAACAUACAGCCAAUGUGGAUCAACCAACCGAGGGGUCAACGCCAGCAGAGGGAGCUGCAACAAUGGCAUCAUCAGAAGCUGCUACCACAGCAACAGCGAAGAAUGCAACUCAGAAUGAAGAUGAGGGAGUCGAAGUUGUUCUUGGGGAACAGGGACCAGAUCAAGUAGUCGACAGCAACGGUGCAUCUCCGUCUCGACAAACCCCUGAUCAAAAUGUGUUUCGAGGAUCUGCCCAUUCUGGUAGGGCUUCUAGACACCCAACUAGCAGCAGCAAGGGUCCCUACCCCCCACGAGGACCACCGCCUCCACCUUAUGGAGUCCAGGGAUCAGGCUCGUUCGGAUAUGGGCGUCCGGACUACCCUCCACCACGGCCUUACCCUGUACCACCCUACAAUCCAUCGGGUUCCUUCGAGCAAGAUAGUGCAGCAGCAGCAUACCACUCGAGGCCCCCAUCACAUUACAGUCCACAUGUUCAGUACCCACCGCCUGGGGGGCGUUAUCCGGGGGAAGAUAUCAACGUGAUUUCUCCAAAUCACAAGGCAGGGGACCCCAAAUACCGAUCCAGCUCGGCACAAAGACGGCCGCCGACAAAUUACUACCAGUAUCCACCCGCGUCUCCCGUCAGUAGACCCGGACAAACGGAGUCGCCUCCGAGACUGAGAAACUUUGCCGUGCGAAGGACAAUUGAGGGACCAUACUCCAAAGCACAACGUAGCGGAGAUAUUGUGGAAGAGACUGCGUCUUGGAAUCCUUUUCCUGCGCCAUCCAGAACGGCUAGUCGGGCAGAUCGACCGCGACCCCCAUUGGUGACAGAAUCAUCAUUUGAUUCCGAUCACUUUUCCAAUUCGCAUUACUCGCAGCAGCAUCCGUCCCACCCCCCAACACCAGGGAGUGGAGCCCCGAAUCACGACCCUACGCAGACAUUCUACGGACCAGGAGGAUCGUGGGCAAGCUUUGAUAGUACCGGUGCCCAUCCACCUCAACCGCCUCCUCACUACGAUGACUACUCGCGAGGGCAUUCGCGCCACCCACCCCACACCCCUGGUGGACAUUACCCGGAACCACCGUAUUCACCUUACUCGCCACACAGCCACCACUCGGCCGGAUAUCAUCACCACUACUCGCCGGGUGGAGCCUACUACCCUCCACCGGACCAUUAUGGGUCUUAUCACGGCUAUGGUCCUCCUCCUCAGUCUUAUGAGGACGACGAACGUGGGAUGCUUAAGGAUUAUCACCCUGACCGAGAUAGCCAGGAGGUCAAGUCGUCAGAGGCUUCAAACAAAAAGGGCAAGCCCUUGGCAAACAAGUCCGCUACGGGAAUCGUCUUGCCAGCAGCCGCACACGAGGUUGACUUUGACGUUACAGAUCCUCCUGCCGAGCCCGUCUGUCCACCAUCGACAGAAGCGAUUGUGGAGUCCUUGGCGGAUGUGAAUACCUACGAUGUGCUGUGUGGAAGAGGAGGAGGAACCAACUCGCAGAUUGGGAAUAAACGAUUCCGCAAGUUGGUUCAGGAGUUCCAGCCUACUUAUCUGUUGGCUAGGAGGAAAGAGAAGCCGUUGCUAGCUAGAACAAUUGUGUUGAUUAUUCGUAAAAGGGGCGGGCACUUCUUGCGAAAGGACGAUGAAUCGGGAAUGCUUUUCGAAGUGGGCGAUGCCAAAGCUGAGGCCAAGACUUCGCAAGCGUUGCGAGAAGGCCUCGAUGUCCGAGCUACCAAGAGUGCAGCCAACACGCUGUCAGACAAGAAGAAGAAAAAGAAGAAAGGGGCCGCCCCCAAGGUAAAGGAAGAAGCAGUUGCUGAAGCAGCAGCAACCACAACAGAAGAGAAACCAGCUACCAAGCCACCAGAGCCACCAAUUGAAACGCCGAAGCUAGAUGUUCAGAGUCCAGAGCGUACGCCGGAGCGACCGACACAGCUGACGAAGGAGAAGCCGCCCAGUCCAAUGAAUGUAGACCCGGAACCCGAGUCUCCUCCCCCGCUACCCAAGCUUGCAGACGAAGACAUCAAGGCAGGAAUGGUCCAUCCACACUCGCCAGAAGCCAUGCAGUUCCGUAAGCGCCGCAGGAUGCGAGCUCUGGCUUGCGGUGCCGACAAGUUCUUUCCCGACUUUUGCCCUCCUCGUGCUGAUCUGGCUCGAUCUGCUAGUCCAAUCGAAGAUGGAAACGGAAGGAGUUGCGAUAGCGACGGCGACACAUUGCUUCAGCACUCUCCUAUGAGAAGGGCUAGCAGUAUUGAUGACGAAGACUUACCGAAGAGCACUGUCGCCCCGGGCUGUACCGCUGCUGCGUUGGAGAUCGUGACUGGAGCCGUAACUGGGGGCUUCUGCUUUGGAACUUCGAAAUAGAUGAAAUCAUGAGACGAGAAAUGGUUAAAGGCUUGCUUCUAUAGAACUUUGUGCGCGUGUGUUGUUGGCUUGGAUUCAUUGUGUAGACCGGACGGACGACUGGGAUGAUCGAUUUGACGGUGUUUUGUUGUAUGGUGAGAGCGAAUUCGACAAUCAAUUAUAAGAAGAUAAAAGACUUGAAUUUUGCUACAUUAU